Molecule: messenger RNA, 1971 nt
Organism: Numida meleagris (helmeted guineafowl)
Lineage: Eukaryota; Metazoa; Chordata; Aves; Galliformes; Numididae
Gene: RNF121
Product: ring finger protein 121
Exons: 9
Coding region: 192-1058 (288 amino acids)
Cellular component (GO): endoplasmic reticulum membrane; Golgi membrane
Molecular function (GO): metal ion binding; ubiquitin protein ligase activity
Source: RefSeq, a predicted model, not a curated record
GGGAGCGGAAAUGCGCGACGGUCCCCGACUCUUUGACAGCGCGAAGCGGCGCUUCUGACAGCCGUCCCGCCCCCUCUCGCCGCUGAUUGGCCGCCGGCCGAGCGCCGAGCGCUGCGAUUGGACGGAAGGGCGGCGAGGUCGACCUUUCGCACCUGUCCCCAGAAGAGAGAUGGAGGGUGGAACACGCGCUGAUGCACGCCAAGCACCGUGGCCACGAGGCCAUGCACGCCGAAAUGGUCCUCAUCCUCAUCGCCACGCUGGUGGUGGCACAGCUCCUGCUGGUUCAGUGGAAGCAGAGGCACCCCCGCUCCUACAACAUGGUCACCCUCUUCCAGAUGUGGGUAGUGCCUCUGUAUUUCACGAUAAAGCUGUACUGGUGGAGGUUCCUGGUGGUCUGGGUGCUCUUCUCAGCGGUCACAGCUUUCGUCACCUUCAGGGCCACUCGGAAACCCCUGGUGCAGACGACGCCCAGGCUGGUUUAUAAGUGGUUCCUGCUAAUAUACAAGAUGAGCUACGCCACUGGAAUCGUGGGGUACAUGGCGGUGAUGUUUACACUGUUUGGUCUUAAUUUAUUAUUCAGAAUCAAACCAGAAGAUGCAAUGGACUUUGGCAUCUCUCUCCUCUUCUAUGGUCUCUACUAUGGGGUCCUGGAGCGGGACUUUGCGGAGAUGUGUGCGGACUACAUGGCCUCCACCAUCGGGUUCUACAGCGCCUCGGGGAUGCCCACCAAGCACCUCUCCGACAGCGUCUGCGCCGUCUGCGGCCAGCAGAUCUUCGUGGACGUCAACGAGGAGGGGAUCAUCGAGAACACGUACCGCCUCUCCUGCAACCACGUCUUCCACGAGUUCUGCAUCCGCGGGUGGUGCAUCGUCGGGAAGAAGCAGACGUGUCCGUACUGCAAAGAGAAGGUGGAUCUCAAGAGGAUGUUCAGCAACCCCUGGGAGCGGCCGCACGUCAUGUACGGGCAGCUGCUGGACUGGCUGCGCUACCUGGUGGCCUGGCAGCCCGUCAUCAUCGGCCUGGUGCAGGGCAUCAACUACAUCCUGGGCUUGGAGUAAGGGCGGGCGAGCGGGCAGCCCGGGCAUCCCCGCCGCGGACACAGCACAGCACAGCGCCGGCCGCGUCCGUCCGUCCGUCCCGUCCGUCCGUCCCCACGUUGGGGCUCGGCCCCCCCCCCCCCCCCCCCCUCCCGGGGAAGCUUGGGAAGCGGCGGCGAGGACUCGACCUCUUCCUCCCCGCCACGGACCGGUUUUUUCUUUUUAAAAAAGCGAUUUCUUUUCAAACGAAGAGGUCGUCGAAACGCGAACUGCGAACUUGCUGUCGUCGGCCGAGAGACGGAUCGGCCCCGGCCCUGGGCUCCGGGAUGGAUCUCCCAGUCCUGCAGCUGAAGGAAGGGAAGAAGCCGGGGGGGGGGGGGAUCGGGCUUUGCUUGGUCGGACUGAGGCUCGCCCCCGGGCUCGUCUGUUCUGCGCUUGGAAAAGGCCGAGCCCGGCACGCCAGGACGCACGGCUGCCCCAAAACGGACCAGACCCCGUCAGCUCGGGCUCAGGGAGAGGACGGAGCCGAGCCGGAGCCCGACGGCUUUUUUUUUUUUUUGUACGUCGUCUUUUCUACGCGGCCCCGCGCUGUCCUUGGGGGGGGGCUUCACCCUGUACCCCCGCUCUAUGGCAACGGAAGGAGAAAGACGGAGCCGCGGGGCCGGGCAGCGGCUGCUCCGCUUCCCCACGGGGCUCGUGGUCGGUGACGUGGCACGGCGGUGACAGCGACCCACGGGGCUGCGUCCUGCGGGGGCCGUCGCCCACCCUGGCCCCGUCGGGGCGAGGAGCGGCUCCGCUGGUGCCGCGCGUAACGCCGACCCGGAGCGACGUCGCGGUGCCGGCCUCGGGGCGGCGGAGGGCCGCGGUGCCCGUCGGCGAGCUGCCGGUGCCCAGCUGGGAACGGUGAACGAGAAAUAAAAUGCCACCAAACGCA